Messenger RNA from Branchiostoma belcheri (Belcher's lancelet), 909 nucleotides. RefSeq names its product complement C1q-like protein 3. Bases 51 to 791 code for a protein of 246 amino acids. The transcript is spliced from 2 exons. Gene Ontology annotation, molecular function: protein binding. Lineage: Eukaryota; Metazoa; Chordata; Leptocardii; Amphioxiformes; Branchiostomatidae. The record is from RefSeq and is a predicted model, not a curated record.
CCCGGCAGUUGACAAGCUCACGGUCCUACCACCAAGUCGAGCUUUUCAAAAUGGCUCAGAUAGGGCUACUUUUGACCCUUGUCGUCUGUGUCUUGCUACACAACGGCGUAUCAUCAGCGGUGGAAGAGAAAAAUGAAGAGGGAUUCUGUUCCCGACAGCUCAACAACAACCAGAACAUCACGGUUGUGGCCGCGCCCGGGCCCAUCGGACCGAAAGGGGACAUAGGGCCGAAAGGUCCCGCCGGCACGCCAGGGGAGGCAGGUGUGAGAGGCGCGCCCGGCAAGCUGGGCCCGGUCGGACCGAGGGGGGAGCGGGGAGAUAAGGGUGAACGUGGACCGGCAGGUGAGAAGGGAGCACCAGGGACCAGCCCACCUGCUCCACCUGUCGUGGCGUUUUCCGUGGCGCGAACGGCCGGCAUUUCUCGGACGUCGUCCACCACGGUACUGACGUACAACGUCAUCCUCAGCAACGAAGGAGCGGCGUACAACGAGGGGACCGGCAAGUUUGUGGCGACGGUCGGAGGCGUCUACUUCUUCACGUUUACCGGGAUGACAACAAAUCCAACCAACAGUAACUAUUAUCUCCGUCUGAUGAAGAAUGGGGGAAAGAUGGUUGGCCUACACGAGGCCAACGGGCCGCAACCCCAGUACCAGUCCGGUAGUAACAGCGCCAUCCUGCGGCUACUUCCUCGGGACGAGGUUUGGAUAGAGCUGGACAAGAGCGGACGCACUCUGUACAGCAGCGGCAACAAGUACCUGACGUUUUCCGGGUUUCUCAUUCACGCAGACUGAAGCAGGGUGAUUUUUUGUAGGAUUUUCAGCAAAUAACCAGCCGUCAUCAGCAAGCACCUACGAUCCAAGACAACGAUCCCUUUGAGGACAAGCACGACUAUACAAGAAAAAUAUUAGA